AAUUUUUUUACGGUAGUCGCCAAUUUUAUUUCAGUCUCGGGUUAUAAAUAUUUGACAAUGCAAUAGUGCCUGAGAUGGAAUCUUUGUUUAUAUUAUGACUGAUGGUCGAACAAUUUUCUCAAAAAUGGGGCUUAGAAAAAUUCUUCACUGUUUCGUCGUCGUAACAUAUGGUAUUGUAUCAAUUUCUUCAGUUAAUUAUAGAGCAUCAAGAUGUCCACCAACUUAUUACAGACUUCACGAUAGAUUGUGCUAUAAAAUCAGCUCAAAUCCCGUAUUUUGGACAGCAGCAAAUCGUGCCUGUACACGAGACAAGGGCUCCCUUAUGACUAUGAAAUCUGCAGUCGAUGUUGAUAACCUCCGACAAAUUAUGAGCCGUUCGCAACAAGUGACAGGAUCAGCAUUUAUAGGUAUUAUUGACAGAGGUGAUGGCGCAGGCUACGCCAACUUAGAUGAAACCAAUAUUCCAAAUCCUUUUUGGGAAGAUCAUACUUCUCCUAUUCCACAACAACUUGGGGAUCCGAGAUGUGGGUAUAUCGAAUUUCCUGGCAAUGGAGAAUGGAAAUCUGGCGCUUGUGGCGCAAGGAGAAAAUACAUAUGUUCCUAUGUGCCAAUGGAUAUUCAACAGCGAACCGCCGCCAAAAAGCAAAUAAGAUGUCACGUGUGCCAUGGAGAAUCUUCAAAUCAACGAUGUAAUGCCCGAGGAACAGUUUUAUGUCCACCAAAUGCGGGUUCUUGCCAAAACGAGGUACGAGUUGUCAAUGGAAAGAAAACAAUUACUAAACGAUGUAAACAGACGAGAGCGUGCAUGAAUAAUUUUCUUCAAAAUUCUAAAGCGAUGUGGCUCGAGGCUCAAUGUAAACCCGGAAAGGGAAAGGGAAGCAGUGUGUGUAGAUGUUGCUGCGAAGGAAACGGAUGCAACGCUGAAGAACUGCCUUGUCUAGCAAAGGGGUGUGAUCCUAUACGAGUUCCAAAAGAUGGUCGUAUAAAAUGUACAGAUCAGUAUAUGGUUGGAUCCCUGUGUACGUUUUCUUGUGAUUUCGGAUUUAGCAUUCAAGGAAGUAAAGCAACUCGAUGUACAGGAGAAACAGGAUGGACAUCACCCGUACCCGAAUGCAUACGUACGCAGUGUGCACCAAUCAUGACAGCACCCGAUAAUGGGAGCGUUGUAUGCACUAACAUUAAUUUUGGAGCAUCGACGUGUAGAUUUAAAUGCGACUACGGAUAUUAUCUCCGAGGACUUUCUCUAACAACUUGUCUUGGAACUUCUCGAUGGAGCGUUGAACGUCCAACCUGUCAUUUGAUAACGUGCGAUAGACCCCUAAAACAGCCAGAGAAUGGACGAAUUGUCAAUCGAAGCCCGGGAAUAUUUGGUGAAAUAACAACAUUUGAAUGUGUCGAAAAAUAUUUCAUGGUUGGAAAUCCAGGGAUUCGAUGCACGGAUAGAAAUUUAGAUGGAAUCGGCGAAUGGACAAAUAAAGAACCAACAUGCAGACUUAUACAAUGCUCGGCUUUAAAAAAGCCGCUAAACGGGAGAGUAGAUACAACGACUCAAAACAACGAAGUUGGAACGCUGGCAACAUUUAAUUGCAAUGAGGGGUACUUUCUAGUGGGCAACCCUACUUUAAUUUGUGAAGGUCCUACCAAGAUUGGUUUUGGUAAAUGGAGCGGAAAAGAGCCUAAAUGUGCAGUUAUCAAAUGCCCAAAAGUGACUGCACCUAUCAACGGAGAAGAAAUUCAGUCAACAACAUCGACACCACGGUAUGGAACUGUGAUCACCUUCACUUGUAAAUUUGGAUAUUUUCGAAAUGGGGCUGAAACGUCCAUCUGCGUUGAUCAAAAUGGAGAUGGGAAAGGAGAAUGGACGAAUAAAGUACCUACAUGUAAACAGAUCGUUUGCCUGCCAAAUUUGAAGCCACCAACCAACGGUCGAUUUGUCCGGAACGGUGGUUCAGCUUUAUCAACGACAUCCGAGUUCGCCUGCGAUCGGGGAUAUUUCCUCUUAGGAACUUCGAGAAUUACUUGUCAGGAUGAAAACAACGACGGCGCUGGAGAAUGGAGCCAAAGUUUGCCAACAUGCAGACAAAUUAAGUGUGAGCCGUUUUUCGGUGUUCCAAGUAAUGGUGGAAUGAUUUGCUCAAAGGAGAAUGAUUUUGGAACAAAUUGUCAGUUUUCGUGUGAUACCGGAUUCUUUUUGUCUGGAUCUACAUCAUCAUCAUGUGUUGAUGACAACGGAGAUGGUGUGGGCGAAUGGAGAAAUCCAGUACCCACUUGUGAACCAAUCGUAUGUUCUUGGCCACUAAGUCCUUCGGUACAUGGAAGUGUUUCGUGCUCGGAGGAAAAUUUGCACGGAUCGGAGUGUGAGUUUAAAUGUGAAGAGGGCUAUUGGCUGAAAGACUCUGAUCUUCUUGUAUGCGAAGGAGACGGCAGCAGAAAAGAUGGAAAAUGGUCAAGAAAUCCUCCAAUCUGUUUUGAAAUAAACUGUGACAGACCACUCAUGCCACCGGAAUUCGGAUCAGUAUCUUGUGACAACAGGCAAAAGUUUGGAUCAGCAUGCACAUUCUCUUGUGAGACAGGUUAUCAUCUUGUUGGCGACUCUAAAUCUGUUUGUCGUGACGUCGAUAAUAACGGGAAAGGUGAAUGGAGCGGAAACAACCCAUCUUGUAAAGAAUCCAGUUGUCGCCCGUCAUUUAAUGAAAUUAAGUUUGGAAAAGUUACCUGCAGUAAUGAGAAUGGAUAUGGAAGUUUAUGCCAAUUCCAGUGCAAUCCGGGAUACAAGUUGAGCGGAGAGGAAACUGUUUCAUGUGGCGAACCAAGAACUGAAUUACGAGCUACAUGGAGCAGCGUUAAACCAAAAUGUGAAGUACGUCGAUGUUCCGAACCGAAAAAUCCAGUUGGUGGAAAAGUGGUCUGUAGCGAUGACUCAGUGCUGGGAAGCGUAUGUACGUUCUCAUGUGAUGCUGAUAGAUAUCUCAAUGGAAAAGGUAGAAAGACAUGCAUAACUGAAGAUUCCAACCCAGGGUCUGAUGUAAUUUGGAAUGACCCAGUUCCUAUUUGUCAGAUGAUCACCUGCAAAGAACUGGAGUCAACUUCCGACCUUCUCACUAUUAAAUGCACCAACUCCCAACUUUCCCUCGGUACCGUCUGUGCAUUUGAUUGCAAGGAAGGAUAUUCAUUAGUCGGCAAAGGAGUAACUCAAUGUGCAGAACCGACUUCCCGAGAUGUAGGAACUUGGACAAAUUCUCUGCCAACUUGUCAACGAAUAAAAUGCCAGCCAGAAAGUUUAAGUCCGUUGAACGGAACUGUGGAAUGUACCGAUGGAAACUUCUACGGUAGCGUAUGUACUUAUCAAUGUGGUUACGGUUAUAUUUUGAUUGGAGAAAGUACUAGAAAAUGUCUAGAAGAUUCAGCCUGGGACAAUUUAGAACCGGAAUGCGCGACAUUGACCUGUGACCCCCGCAUUGAACCGCCUGAGAAUGGAAUAUCAACUUGUUCCAAUGAGAAUUACAUUGAUAGCGUUUGUCAAUCAUUCUGCAACUUGGGUUACAAUAUGGAUGGAGAAAUUAAUAGUCGAUGUGUUAUAAAAGACGAUGGAACCUUGAAAUUUACAAAUCCGUCUCCGACCUGCACACCAAUCUAUUGUGAUGACAUUGCCGGCCCAAUAGAAGGCGGAAAUAUACUAUGUGGGAUCGGACAAGGAAACGUUGAGGGUAACAGAUACGAUACAACUUGUUUCUUAUCAUGCAGUAAUGGGUGGAGAGCUAUUGGGUCAACUCGAACAACUUGCCUUGGAUUUGGAGAAUGGGAAGGCGGUAUUGGAAGAUGCGAAAAAAUAAUCUGCCAACCUCCACUUGGAAAACCACCUAGAGGAGACGUUGCUUGUAACAGACGAGAAAACAUACCAGGAACUGCUUGUACUUUCAAGUGUAAUCCGGGAUUACAACUUGACAGGAAUGGAGUAAUAACCUGUCAAGAUAAUGGCCAAUGGAGUAGUGAACCUCCUGCUUGCGUAUCUCCAUGAAUAUCUUCAUUUCUAAUCUUUUUUAUUUAUAAUCUGAAUUGUACCUGUUCAACAUCGUUGAUAAGUUCGCCAAGCAAAUCUUUUAGUGUCAACUCAAGAAGGCAGAUGCUAUUCACUGUGCUCAGUGUGUCUGCUUUACAAAUAUAUUGUGUUUUUGUUCUUCAUAAACCUUCGUAAAUUUUAAAAAUACUUCAAAAAUAUUUCAUAGAUAAAAAAUUGUUGCACAUAAACCAUCUCCAAUAAAAAUUAUUUUA
This is a messenger RNA of Styela clava, 4272 nucleotides long. Its product is annotated as complement receptor type 2-like. Lineage: Eukaryota; Metazoa; Chordata; Ascidiacea; Stolidobranchia; Styelidae. The record is from RefSeq and is a predicted model, not a curated record.